This is a messenger RNA of Pararge aegeria (speckled wood butterfly), 4554 nucleotides long. RefSeq lists its product as uncharacterized. The coding region runs from base 1 to 2952 and encodes 983 amino acids. The transcript is spliced from 9 exons. Gene Ontology annotation, molecular function: protein kinase binding. Gene Ontology annotation, biological process: positive regulation of protein tyrosine kinase activity; neuromuscular junction development. The record is from RefSeq and is a predicted model, not a curated record. NCBI's taxonomy places the organism in Eukaryota, Metazoa, Arthropoda, Insecta, Lepidoptera, Nymphalidae.
AUGGCCGACGACAACACCAUCAUCGAAGGCACUGUCAAGUUCCGAGAUGGGAAAAAGUGGAAGUCGCGCUGGUGCGUCAUGCGGAAGCUGUCGCCAGUGGCAGACUGCGUGCACCUGCAGGUGUUCCGGGACGCGCGCGCGCGCUGCGGCGGCGCGGCCAGCAAGGCGUCGCUGUCGCUGCAGCGCUUCCUGGGCUGCGAGGCGGGCUUCACGCUGGACAAGCACUCGCACACGCUGGCGCUGCUGUGCCAGGACUUCACGGCCGUGCUGGCCUUCGAGACGCGCGAGCGGCUCAUGCAGUGGCAGGUGAAGGUGAGCGCGCAGCUGGGCGAGGCGCGCCAGUACCUGGUGCUGCUGGGCGCGGCGGGCGCGCGGCGCGUGGCGGCGGGCCCGGCGCGCCUGCACCUGCGCGAGCGCCGCUUCGCGCUGGCCGCCGGCGUGCCGCCGCGCCUGCUGGGCGUGUGGGACCUGGCGCACCUCAGACGCUACGGCGUGGUGGAGGGGCGCUUCUGCUUCGAGGGCGGCUCGCACUGCGGCAAGGGCGAGGGCCUGCACGUGCUGGUGAGCGACCAGGCGGCCGACAUCGCGCGCGACUUCGAGCUCGCCUCGCGGGGACAGCUCACGCCGAGGAGGAGACCGCUGGGUAAUCAAAAUUCGUCUACAGGUACACAGAGCCCCAACUCCGUCAGCUCAUUGAAGAAACCUCACGUGCGAAGAUUAGAGUUGAAUACCAUCGACCGAUCUCUGCCGCCGACGGAUUUACGGCUCUACGAAGAUCCCUGUAUGGGAGAGGACGCCGGCGCCAUUUCCCCAUACUGGCCUUCCGCGGAACGAACAAAUUUUCAGGACAUGGGCUUAGGCGACACGGCGUCCGUGAACGAGACCAUCGACGGAACGGACAUGGCUCCGUGGAACGGAAACGGCAAUGUCAUGCUCGAAAGGUGCAUGAGCUGUAUUUCUAAACUGGGUGCGCUGUCUAGAUCUUCUACGGCUGCUCUUACGCCGGGAGCGAAACAUUUCAGUCCGGCGUGGACGAUGGAGGCAGUGGACGAAAGCUACAACGAGAUGGCGGCGAAGGAGGCCACGGGCGGCGCCGCGUCGCCCGGCGCGGCGCGCGCGGCCGCGGUGUGCCGCUGCGCGCCCGAGCGCCCGCCGCGCGCGCCGCGCCCGCCCGCUCGCAAGCCGCCCCUGCCGCCCCCCGCGCGCUCCUUCAGCCACUCGCACCUCGCCUCCAUCGGGGAGAACAACCCCACCAGCAUCGGUCCCUACGAAAACUACGACGUACCUAAAAUACCUUCCGCAGAGGUACGCGGAGAAUAUUAUGAUACGCCGAAAAGAUUAAAAGAAUGUCUCAAUAGUGAGUUAUUUAAAAUGACAAAGAAUUCUACCUCGAAUACCCUCAUAUUAAAAAAGCCUUGCGGAUGUCUGCUAAAACUAGGCAAAAAGCCAAAGCAACCUACGAUCGUAGAUACAGACGAAAACUUUCAGCCGGCGAGUUGCCCUUGCCAGAGGGUGACGGACUGGGCGAACAACUGGAUCAAACUGCCCUACUGCAAGAGAAACCCUAACGAAGCUGAAUCGCCCGCGCGGAAUAAAGAAAACGUCGUGCCGAAUAUUACGAGCGACAGGAGUGCGCUAUACGCGACGGUCGAUUUCUCGCGGAAAACAAAACGGAAAACGCAGAACGACAAUUUCAUAUUUCUCGAUAAUCAAAUGACGAGGAGUCUCGAUUUGAAUACGAUCGAGGUCGACGAUGGCCCCCAGGCGAACUACGAGAAUCUCAACUUCGCUCUGUCCUUGGAGCAUUACGAGAACGCCAAAGAUCUGCUGCGAAAAGCGGGAGUCACCCAGCCGGAGCUGGACGCGCUCGGAGCCAACCUGCGCCCCGCGGGCCGCCGGCUGGCUCCGAGCGCGUCCUUCCCGGCGCCGGGCGGCCGCGCCACGUGCACCGAGUGCGGCCACCCGCAGGGCCGGAGGAUGUCGCACGACGAGUACCUCCUCAUGGAACCGAGCUCCCUGGAGAGCAAUAAGUUCGAUCAGGAGAAGGCGCUACCGUCCGGCUACACUCCGAUGUCUCCGAUUGGGAACUUCGGGUUUCACACCUUAAAGUACCCGGCCAAGAGCCCCGUGGGCCGGCUGCUGGAGGAGAAGUCCGCCAGCAAUCCCGCGCUGUGUGGCCCCGCGCCAGCUCCCGGCGCCGCGUGCGCUGCGGAGCACGUGGAGUUGCGCACGGGACAAGUGCGCGCGGACUGUCGCAAGCGCUCCAGCUCGGCCGACUCGUCGCGGUUCCUCGACGACGUGAAGGAGUUCGACGGCAGCGCGGGCAGCCGAGGUUCCGCGUCGUCGCUGGAGACGCUGCGCGAUCUGGCCGCCGGGGCCGCGGCCGCGCCGUGCGCCUGCGCCGCCGGCAAGCUGUCGGACGCGGACAGCUCGGAGGCAUCCAAGGCGGCGAGCGGCGCGCAAACGGCCGGCAACCGCGACUCGUCGUCGUCCAACGACUCGGGCGUGUCGAGCUGGUCGCUGGCGGCGCGCGGCGCGCACGAGCUGCCCGCCACCACGGCGGCCGCGCGGCGCCGCUACCGCUCCGCGCGCCGCGCCGCCGCGUCCCCGCACGCCGCUCCGCGCCGCUCGCGCUCUUCGGGCGGCCCGCGCGACGCGCCGUCCGACGCGCUCAAGAGCAGCUCCGCGGAGGCCGAGGUGCCCAUCCUCGCCGUCAAGCCCAUCCGAGGAGUCAUGGAUACGCACAGUACGUCGAGCGGCACGUCCGACAUGUCGGACUACAUCGAGACGCUCUCCAUCUGCUCGUCGCACUCCUCGUCCGACACACCGAUCACCAUGAGGGUGCUCCGGCAGACCACCAGCACGCUGCGGCCGCGCUCGGGCAAGGAGUACCAGCCGCUGGCGCCGCACCUGGCCGCGCGCCCGGCGCCGCGCUACCACCAGCUGCCCUGAGCCGCGGGCCGGGCCAGCACGUCUGAAGCCGAUUUCGGUGCCAAAUCUCAAACGAAGCUUAUCGACGAGCUGAGACAUCGAAUUCCAGCAGUUAUCACAGAAUACUUCAUUAACCUUAGAUGUUUGUUAAAGCCGUUCUUGUAUUGCCAGUUACAGUAUUGUCUGCCAUUCUUGCAUUUGUAACUUUAUUGUUAUCGUUCAUAUUACCUGCAGUAGCUUAACCCGAAGCAUUGUUCGUCUAGAUUUUGUUUUUGGAAACCCAUUUACUGAGAUUUAUUCAACGUUUGUUAUUUCUAAAAUGCCGCAAAUAUAACCUUAGAUUAUAUGUUUUUUCCGUCAAAUAUCACUUAUUAUUUACUUUUACUAGUCUUAUUUUAAGUUGUACCUAUUUGUAGUUGCCAAUUUCAUUUAACUAGUCAUACAGUGUUAUUUACUUCUAGUCUCUUCGCAAUAAGUGAUGUAUUUGAAUACCUCCUAAGAUAUCAGCCCACACCAGGUAUCGCGAGUACCUGCAUGUAGUAUGUUGAACUGAUUGAAGCCUGUCGACGUUUUCCUUCGGUACGAUCCGUCCAAGGCCUAUCUCUAAGAGUGCCAAUUUCCGUGAUUUCACUUCUGUCCUUUCCAUGUAUUAGAUUAUUCCAUACUUAUAAAAUUCUUCUAAAAAUGAGUACGUAUUACUUGAAACCCAUUUCUAUCUAAUUCCAAAUAUUUAGAAUCAUGUUUCACAUUAAAUAUCUAUUGAUGAAAAAAAUGGAGAGUUAUCAUUAUCAUUCCAUUAUAAAUUAAAGUUGAUUUUUCUUGGUAUUCUACGAAUUGCUAAGAGAUAUUGUAUUCGUAGACUGUUACGACAAUUUGAGCUUAAAAUAUACUAAAACUGAAGGUUAAUUUUCGUAACGACCCAUGCCGGGGCCUGUAAUGGACCUUAUUGUACACUAGUUUUAUUACUUAGGUUAAUGUGAUUGCAGACUUAGUGAGUAAUGUACUUAGUUUAUGAUUUUACGGGAUGCCAUUGUAUUUUAAUUCAUGAAAUCUAUUGUGAGUAAAAUUAUUGUCAAAAAAGAUUGCAUAUUCCUUUGUUGUCGAUAAAACUAUACGAAUUAUAUAACAGGUUAAUAUAAAAUCGAAUAAAUUUACAACCCCGACGGACGCGGUAGCCAAACGUUACAGUCUUAACUUCUAGUCAUUUUUACUAAUUACCUGUAUUGUAUUUAAAAGUUGCAUACGAUGUAAAUAAUAUAACUAUUUAGAGACGUAAAUAUUAAAUUGUAAAUGAAUUUAUUCUCUACGUACAACGACUUCUCGUUUCUCGUUUGUUACGACGAUGUAAUAUUUUGAUAUUCGGAGUUUAAAGUCUGAAGUUAGGAGGGGAAGGGCUGGCCUGUCGGCCGCGCGACUCACUAUAGCAAUAAGCGGUGCAACUGAAGGUGAUGUAACAUAUAAUUAUAUAAAUGAUACUGACAUUUAGCCGUAAGACGCGAUGCGGCGGCAACGCCCGGCCUAGACUGGACUUGCGAGCAGGUUGUUUAGACUUACGCUAGAAUGAAUUUAUAACUAAACUAACGUUAAUGACUCGAAUUUCUGAAUAAAAACAAAAUAAAUGCU